This is a messenger RNA of Thecamonas trahens ATCC 50062, 6568 nucleotides long. RefSeq lists its product as uncharacterized. The transcript is spliced from 5 exons. Lineage: Eukaryota; Apusomonadida; Apusomonadidae. The record is from RefSeq and is a predicted model, not a curated record. The coding region runs from base 1 to 6267 and encodes 2088 amino acids.
AUGCCGUCGGCCCCCGGCUCGGCCUCACUUGCCGCCGGCGACUUUUUCGCCACCGGCGCCCUCUCUGUCGUUGCCGCACCCCCGUCCGGCGGAGACAUCAUCGCCUUCCGCGCCGCCUCGCCGGGGGUCUUCGAUCAGCCGGUUGUUCUUUCCUCGGCCGAGUUCGUCGGGCCCAAGCUUGUGCGCGCUGCCCACAUCACCCAUGACUCGUACCCGGACAUUGUGGUGGCCAACUCGGGCCCGUCCCCCGAGCUCGCUGUCCUCGUCAACAUCAACCAAACUUCUGGGGGCUUUGAGCGCGUCCGCAUCUACACGGCGAUCAGCAACGUGCGCGACAUGGUUGUUGCCGCGCCUGCCGGCGACUCGGUCCUCCAUCUCUUCUACAUCGAUAAUUCUGGCACCAGGGCCAUCGCCGGUCUCGCACAGCUUGCGGCUCGGAAGCAGGCAGGCGUUUCGGUUCCGGUUGGGCACAUCGGAAUGGCCAUGGCAUUAGCCACAGGCGACACCAACGGUGACGGCCUCACCGAGGUUGUCAUCCUUCAAGACACAGGCAUCAAGGCCUUGAGGAUGAACGCCACCAGCACUCAAGUGCUCGAGCACCGGUGGCUUGUUGACUUUACCCCCGAGCGGCUGCCUACCUCGAGCUCGGCCUCCAUUGCAGUUGCUGACUUUGAUAGCGAUGGCCGUGACGAUGUUGCUGUUGUUGUUGCCGCCUUGGACACCGUCACAGUCUACCUUGCCUCCCAGGCCCCUCCGCUUGUUGUCGAUCCCGCUUUCGAUGGCGUUGAUGUCGUGCGCGCCUGUGACAUCAACAGCGAUGGACUGCCCGACCUGGUUGCUGCUGCCUCGACGGGCGACACCAUUCGUGGCUAUUCUGGUCUCGGGGUCGACGGCUUUGUUCAAACACACGCCGCUGUUGCUUUGUCGCUGCCCUCUGUCCACACCCUUCUUGUCCACGACUUUGAUGCCGAUGGCACCGACGAUGUCAUGGCUUCCUCACUCGUCGCAUCCGACUUGUUUGCGUGGUACCCCUCGAAACGUCCUGCGGCUGCCUCAUGCUUUGCCGCCUCUCCUGCCGUUAUUGCCGCCACUGCUGUCGGAGCGGACGUUGUUGCCGCCGUGGACAUCAAUGCUGACGGCUUUGUCGACAUUGUCGCCCGGACCUCUGCAACAGAUCUUGUCGUUUACAUCAACGUCGACGGCCGCGGAGGCUCCUGGCUAGCACAACCCAGCUCGGUGGGGAUGGUGAGCGCUGAUCCAAACUUGCGCACUGUUGUCGACGUCAACAACGACGGCUUUGUGGAUGUGCUUUCCUCGAAUACCGUUUUCCCUGGCGGUGAUCCUGGUGUUCCUGGGGACUACUUUCUCUUUACCAGCCAUGUUGUGUUUACCAUUCUGUUUGACCCUGUCAGCGCUCUCGUCGCCGACUUGGACGGCAACAGCUUCUCGGAUGUCGUGGCCUUUACCACCACUGCCGUCCUUUGGGCCGAGCAAGAGCAUACUAGAACAUGGAAGCUUGCUGUGCAGCUCUUUGCUGUUGACACGCUCACAGCUGGAGCAGUGGGAGACAUGGAUGGUGAUGGAGCGGUAGACUUUGUCUACGCCGACGCUGCCAGUGGGCACAUGCUGUGGCGUUCCAACAACGGGCCGCCGCUUGUAGGCCCGCCGAUGCCGGCAGCUUCCCUCGCCAACGUCACCGCCAUCGUUGCUGCUGAUGUUGACGCUGACGGCUCGUGUGAUCUUGUGGCCACCGACUCUGGUGGCGGUGCAUCGUUCGCCUUUCCAGCUGUUGUCGACUUUGUUGCGGACUCGACGUUCCCGUCGGUCUUAGUCGUCGAUCUUGACAGUGACAACGACGCAGACAUAGUGGCUGUCAACGACAAGAGUCCUGGCUUUGUUGCAUGGUACGAGUUUACAAGCGCCGGCAGCUUUUCGCCACGCAUUGUUGUUGUGGCCGGCAGCGGCUUUGAUCGGGCCGUUGUCGGCGACAUCGACGGCGACUCGUUCCUCGACAUCAUCGUUUCGUCGGCCUCGCUGGACAAGAUCUCUUUCUUUGCCGCGCGGCCUGCGCCCAACUGGCAGCCGCAUGCUGUUCGCCACCUUGCCUCGACCAACUUUCGUGACAUUGUCCGUGCCACUCACAUGACAUGCUCGUCUGCUCGGGUCAUCCUUCCUCCGGACGCCGUCAUCGGUUUCUGCCCGUCGCGCAGCCACGCACUCAUUCCAGCUGGGGCACACGUUCACAUUCAAGCUAGUCCUGGCUCGCAUGCCACGAUUGAUUGCGGAUCCAACGGCGGGCUCUUCUUUGAUGUCCGCGGCAGGCUCUCGGUGACCAACGUCGACUUUGCCAACGGCACCGCCGGCACAUCCCUCACGGCCGCAUCGCCGUUGCGAGUCACAAAUUCGGCCGCAUCGCUCUCUCUGCUCAACUGUACUGUAUCACGAUGCUCGACGGCCACCACGUCCCGACUGCUGCUGUACGCCGGCCUCGGCGGAGCUGUCGCGGUCGUCGACGGUGCAGGGCUCAAGCUCGACGGCGUGUUGCUCUCUGACAACACCGCCGCUGUGGCCGGCGGCGCCGUGGCCGUUGUCGGCGCUGGCUCCUUUGUCUCGGCAGCCAACACCGUCUUUACCCGCAACGUUGCGCUCGGGACUUCUGCCGAUCGUGGCGGUGGAGGAGGCUUGUUUGUUAUUGGCGGCACACUAUCGGCUUUGGACAACCUUCACGUCGUACACAAUGAGGCGCGCCAUGCCUCGGGUGGCGGGGUGCUUUCAGACUCGGGCAUACUUUUGCUCACGCACGCUGUGGUCUCUGGAAACUCGGCCGCACUUGCGGGUGGAUGUUUUGCGCUUCGAUCCUCUGUCGCGCUUGUCAACGAUGGAAUCCUGGGUGGCUGCACUGCAGCCUUUGGUGGCUCGGUGGCGAGCAUCGCUACUGACUACUCGUUUCCAUCCCGCCCGACGCUCUCGGCCGUCCAUCGAUUCUCUGGCCCUGCAGGCACAUUUCCGAGUCUACAAUUGGCAAGAACCGAGUUGCAGAGCUCGUCGGCGCCGUUUGGGUGUGACAUGUUCCUCUGCGGUGAGCCUGUGGACGUGCGCCCGCUGUCCCCGGCACUGCUCGAUGUACUGGCCUGUGUCUCGCCGGGUAGCACGCCUGACAUCCCGCCGUCGAGCUGGCUCACCACUUCAGCGAGUACGACGGCGAGCUGGAGUACACCGCCGAUCUCGCUCGUGGCAACGGCCGGAACGUUGCCGCGGAGCGUCAUCUCCGGCACUGCACUCGGCAGUGGCGAGUUCAAGGUGUAUGAUACCUUUGGCAACCCUGUACUCGACCCGGCGCUCGUGGUGAGAGCAUCCACAAGCACGUCCAAUGUCGAGCUCGGCAAGCUUCUCACCGGCGCCGGCUUUGACCCGCGAUCGCAAAGUGCGUUUGUGGGUCAGCUCGAGAUCGUCGGAGCGCUAGACGUGCUCGACGGUGACACACUAGUCGAGCUCCCAGUCUCGGUUGUCUUUGCGCUCGACGGCGAGCCCGCGGCCGAGCCACCGAUGCUUGUUCACGACUUGCUUGUCACCAACUGCCCCUCCGGGUUUGGGCGUGUGGCCAGCGCCGUUGCGAGCGAGCUGGUGUGUGGCAAGUGCUCGGCCGGCGGCUACUCAGCCGGCGCGUCGUCGGCGCCGUGCCUGGCGGUGCCCGAGUGCCCGGACCACACGGUUCGGAUGGAAGCGCCGUCGGCGGUCAACACAUCGGUGGCGAUUGUGCCGUGCACGUGCUCGCCGAACUACUGGGUUCCUAGCGGCGUAGUUGAUCGCCCAUGCGUUGCCUGUCCGCGCGGCGGGGUGUGUCGCGGUGGGCUUGCCGUGCCUGUUGCCGCACCAGGCUUCUUCCCCGACUCGAGCGAUCCUACUCUGUUUGUCGCGUGUCCGACGCCUGAAGCCUGCGCUGGCAGCGGCGACUGCCGUCCCGGAUACGCAUCUCGGCUCUGUGCCCAGUGCGCGUCCGGAUACUACCGGUUGGCUGGGCGUUGCCACAAGUGCACGCCAGGCGUCAACGCCAUUGUUCUUGCCGUUUUGGUUGUUGGUGUGCUGGCAGUGGUCACCACCUUUAUUGUCUUCAACCUCUCGCCUAGCGUGAGCUACAAGUUUGCAGCGGCCAUGAUCGGGCUCAACGGUUUGCAGAUCUCGGCCAUGUACGGUCGGCUCGAGCUAGAGUGGGGUUCGUUUGCGCGAGUCUACUUUGACAUUGCCUCGGCACUCAACGUCAACAUUGAGCUUAGCUCGCCCGAGUGCUCGGCAGCAGCCGGCACCGACGUGUGGGUCCUCAAGCUUGUGCUCACGCUCCUCCUCCCGGUGUUUGCCGCCGUCGUUGUCGUCGCUAUCGCUGCCCUGCUGUGGGUGGCCGGCAGGCUGGGCAUACCCUGGCUCUCGAACAAGUCAACCGCCGAGGUGACGUCGGCGGCGGGCCGGACGUGGUUCCAGAUCAUGGUUCUCCUCUUUCUCCCGCUGGCCUCGGCCGGGUUUUCGGUCUUUGGCUGCCGGCGCGACGAGUCUGGCCGGUGGCUCUUGGACGCUGAUCCGGCACGGAGCUGCUACAACGAUGCCUGGUGGCGCGGCCUCUUUGCGCCGGGCCUCCUUGCCGUCAGUGUGUACGGCUUUGGCUUUCCGGCAUGCGUCUAUGGCGUCCUCGUCAGCCGCCGCCGCAAGCUGGACGCUAUCACCUUUACGCUCCGAUUCGGCUUUCUUGUUGCCCGCUUUGUUGACACUGCGUGGUGGUUCGAGACCGCCAUCAUGGCGCGCAAGCUCGGCAUUGUCAUCGCCAUGACAUUUUUCUUUACCACCUCGGGCAAGGCCGCCGGCGCGCUCUUUGUUCUCGCAUGCUGCGUCGUCGACCUCGCACUCCUCCUUGGCGCUGUCGCCGCUGUCCUCUUUGCCGGCACCGUGGCCGAUGCCCACGUCCGAUCUAUUGGUAUUGUUGCCGGCAUCUGCGUCAACGUCCUCGCCAUUGUUGUUGGUAACGUCCUCGACUUCGUCCGCCUCGCCCGCGCUGAAAAGCGCGACGACGACGUGUUUGCGCACGAGACGGCAGUGCUUGACGGCGUCGACGACUGGGACACCGACGGCAUUGACAUCAGCUUGCAGUCCGCCUCGGACGCCUCGGACGACUUUUCGUCGAUCCCAACCCCCGCUCCGUUACCCGCCGGGUUUGCCGGCGACGACGCGCCGCGGGCGGUCUUUCCCUCUGUUGUCGGCCGGGCGCGAUACAACAGCGUGAUGGUGGGCAUGGGCGCCAAGGACUCGUUUGUAGGUGACGAGGCUCAGGCCAAGCGUGGCGUACUCACACUCAAGUACCCGAUCGAGCACGGCAUCGUGACCAACUGGGACGACAUGGAGAAGAUCUGGCACCACACGUUCUACAACGAGCUGCGCGUCGCGCCCGAGGAGCACCCGGUCCUCCUCACCGAGGCGCCGCUCAACCCAAAGGCCAACCGCGAGAAGAUGACCCAGAUCAUGUUUGAGACCUUUAACGCGCCGGCCAUGUACGUCGCCAUCCAGGCCGUGCUCUCGCUGUACGCCUCCGGCCGUACCACCGGCAUCGUCCUCGACUCGGGUGACGGUGUCUCGCACACGGUCCCGAUCUACGAGGGUUACGCGCUCCCGCACGCCAUCCUCCGCCUUGACCUCGCCGGGCGCGACCUCACCGAGUACAUGUCGCGGAUCCUGAUGGAGCGCGGGUACUCGUUCACCACCACCGCCGAGCGCGAGCUCGUUCGCGACAUCAAGGAGAAGCUGGCGUACGUGGCGCUUGACUUUGAUGCCGAGCUUGCGCUUGCGGCGGCGUCGUGCGGGACGACACGCGAGUACGAGCUGCCUGAUGGACAGGUCAUCACGAUUGGCAACGAGCGGUUCCGCUGCCCCGAGGCGCUCUUCCAGCCAUCGUUCCUUGGCAUGGAGGCUGCCGGCAUCCACGAGACCACGUUCAACACCAUCAUGAAGUGCGAGAUUGACAUCCGCAAAGAACUCUUCUCCAACGUCGUCCUCUCUGGCGGCACCACCAUGUUCCCCGGCAUGGCUGAUCGCAUGCUCAAGGAACUCAAGGCUCUCGCUCCGGGCGCUACCAAGGUCAAGGUCAUCGCCCCGCCUGAGCGGAAGUACUCUGUCUGGAUCGGCGGCUCCAUCAUGGCCUCGCUGUCAUCGUUUGAGCAGAUGUGGAUCACCCGCGACGAGUACGACGAGUGCGGUCCGGCCAUUGUCCAUCGCAAGUGCCUGUAGAAGUGGUGCGCACUACGUCAGCCGCGCGCCGACGCAUCCGCGUAUCACCAGUGGAUCUGCUCGGCCGCAUGCCGGCCCGGCCGGUGACGCGUGGGCCCAGCGCGGGCCUGGUCUCAGGCUCGCUGGUCGACACUGAGCUUAAGGACGUCACGCACGCCGGCUCGAUGGCCAGCUCCGGUUUUUUGUCGGCCAGCAGUGAGUCUUCUGGCUCAUCAGAGCUCGUUUCGUCAGCCACCUUGACGGACGCGCGAAAGAACCGCGCGCGGAGCCAGAGAAAGAUAAACGAGGCCAUCAAGACCGA